Messenger RNA from Hippopotamus amphibius kiboko, 1946 nucleotides. Its product is annotated as DNA dC->dU-editing enzyme APOBEC-3F-like. The coding region runs from base 33 to 1751 and encodes 572 amino acids. The record is from RefSeq and is a predicted model, not a curated record. Gene Ontology annotation, biological process: negative regulation of single stranded viral RNA replication via double stranded DNA intermediate; DNA cytosine deamination; cytidine to uridine editing. Lineage: Eukaryota; Metazoa; Chordata; Mammalia; Artiodactyla; Hippopotamidae. The transcript is spliced from 11 exons. Gene Ontology annotation, molecular function: RNA binding; cytidine deaminase activity; zinc ion binding. Gene Ontology annotation, cellular component: P-body; cytoplasm; nucleus.
GCUACAGCCAGAGGCCCUGGAUCAGAAACCCAAUGGAGUGGUUAGAUGUCAGAACCUUCUCCUUCCACUUUCGCAACCUGCGCUAUGCAAACGGGCGGAACUGCUCCUACCUCUGCUUCUGGGUGGAAAGAGUGAACCCCUGGUCAUCUGACUCCUCUGACUUUGGGGUCUUUGUAAACCAGGUCUAUCCCCAGACUCGCCAGCACGCAGAAAUAUCCUUCCUCUCUUGGUUCCGCGCCGAGAUGCUGUCCCCUGACGAGCAAUACGAAGUCACCUGGUUCUUAUCCUGGAGCCCCUGCUUGGCAUGUGCAGAGCAGGUGGCUGAGUUCCUGAGGCAGAACAGGAAUGUGACGCUGAGGAUCUUUGCCGCCCGCCUCUACUACUUCUGGAAACCAGAGUACCGGGCCUGGCUGCGCAGGCUGCACCACCAGGGGACCUUAGUGAACAUCAUGUCCUUCUCAGACUUUAAGUACUGUUGGGAAAUGUUCGUGUACAAUCAGGGAAUGCCCUUCCAGCCUUGGGAGGACCUGCGUGAAAAUUAUGAGUCCCUGGUGGAGGAGCUUGAGGACAUAUUCAGAAACCCAGUGGAGCGGUUAGGUGUCCCAAGCUUCUCCUUCCACUUUCGCAACAUGCCCUAUGCAUAUUCGCGGAACGGCUCCUACCUCUGCUUCCAGGUGGAAAGACUGAACCAGUGCUCAUCUGACUCCUCUGACUUUGGGGUCUUUGUAAACCAGGCUUCCGGCCAUGCAGAGCUCUCCUUCCUCUCUUGGUUCUUGGAGGAGAAGCCGUCCCAUGAUGAGCAAUACGAAGUCACCUGGUACUUACCUUGGAGCCCCUGCUUGAGAUGUUCAGAGCAGGUGGCUGAGUUCCUGAUGGAGAAUGGGAAUGUGACACUGAGUAUCUUUGCCUCCCGCCUCUACUACUUCUGGAAACCAGAGUACCGGGAUGCGCUGCGCAGGCUGCACGACCAGGGGGCCUUCGUAGACAUCAUGUGCUUCCCAGACUUUGACUACUGUUGGGAAAACUUCGUGUACAAUCAGGGAAUGCCCUUCCAGCCUUGGGAGGACCUGGAUGAAAAUUAUGAGUUCCUGGUCGAGGAGCUUGAGGAAAUUCUCGGAAACACAAUGAACCUGCUAAAAGAAAAUACAUUCGAACAACAGUUUGGCAACCAGCGCCGGGUGCAGGCGCCCUACUCCCGGAGGAAGACCUACUUGUGCUACCAGCUGAAGCGGCACGAUGACGUCACGCUUCACAAAGGCUGCUUCCGAAACAAGAAGAAGCGACAUGCAGAAAUUCGCUUUAUUAAGAAGAUCAACUCGCUGAAUCUGGACCCAAACCAGAACUACAAAAUCAUCUGCUAUAUCACGUGGAGCCCUUGCCCAGACUGUGCCAGGGAGCUGGUUAAUUUCAUCAAAAGUCAUGACCGCCUGAGCUUGCACAUCUUCGCCUCCCGCCUGUACUUCCACUGGAUCAAGAAGUUUCAGUGGGGGUUGCAGCAGCUACAGACAGCCCAGCAGGUCUCAGUGGCUGUCAUGACGCACUCAGAGUUCGAAGACUGCUGGGAACAGUUUGUGGACCACCAGGGGCGGCCCUUCCAGGCCUGGGAUAAGCUGGAUCAAUACAGUGAAAGCAUAAAGCGGCGCCUCCGCAGAAUCCUGACGCCCUUGAAUGAGAAUAAUUUAGUGGAUUCCUUCAGAGGCUUGAGGCUUGGAUCCCCAUCCCCUUCAUCCUUAAGAAGUGACCCGAGAUGACAGUUCCUGGGGCAUCUCAGUGCUUCAUAAACUGCUGACUCUUAGGAGCAAGUAGCAAGCUCCACAGCAUCCAUAACCCUCAAUCCAGUCCAGAAACCUUUCUUUCCUCUUUCAUUCUUCUGUUUUCCUUUCUUUUAUAAGUGAGUAAAUGUUUUUAUAAUUGAAAAAAUAAAGAUAAUUUGAAAGUCUGUAAAA